AUGGCCUCCAAAGUGGUUAGUGCGGCGAAACUUCUCAGCAAGAGGUCACAUGUCAUCCCAGGUCAAUUCCUCGUCUCUGAGCUCUUCUUUGAGGUUCCGAAGGACUACAGCAACCAAGCCUCGGGCGUUCUCCAAUUGUUCGGCAGAAGUGUCACCAAGCAUGAGAGACCUAUAGUCCCUCCCAGCGAAAGUGAGAAGAGGCUGGCCGAACAGAAACCAUGGAUGGUGUUUCUGCAAGGUGGGCCGGGCUUUGGAAAUCCGGAGCCUCAAGAUAGUCCCAUCACUCGCACUGCAUUGGACAGAGGGUAUCAGGUCCUGUUUCUGGACUAUCGAGGAGUUGGACUCAGCUCCCCGGUCUCUGCUGCCACCCUAGCCCUCGAGGGUAACGCCCAGAAACAAGCCGACCACCUCAAGUUACUUCGCCAAGACAACAUUGUCAACGAUCUAGAGGCCAUCAGAGCCUAUCUCACCGAAGACUUUCCGGAAGAGAAGAAGAAGUGGUCCCUCUUUGGACAAUCGUUCGGCGGCUUCGUGUCUCUCACCUACCUUUCAAGGUUCCCUCAAGGCCUUCGGGAAGUCUUCCUCACGGGCGGUCUUGCGCCCGUUGGCAAGUCGCCCGAGCAGGUGUAUGAGGCAACUUUCAAGAAGGUCCAGGAGAGAAACCAGGCCUACUACCAAAAGUAUCCCGAAGACGUCGAGGCCGUCCAUCAGGUGGCUCGUUUCAUCCAGGAAAAGAAAAAGGUCAACCUCCCUGGCGGCGGAUAUCUCACGAUCCCGCGGCUUCUCACCCUUGGCCUUGCUUUUGGUGCUCAUGGAGGACUCGACUCUGUGCACUCGACCAUCCUCAAGCUGAAGACAGACUUGGACCAGUUUGGCUUUUUCACACGCGCGUCCCUGACGGACGUGGAAACGGCCACCUCGUUCGAUAGCAACAUCAUCUAUGCCAUCUUGCACGAGGCAAUCUACACCGAUGGACCAGGUGUCGCUUCCAACUGGGCAGCCUACAGAGUCGGCAAGUCCUUGGAGAAGUUCUCGUGGUUGGAAAAGGAACCCACAAUCUCUGAGUACACAGCUCCGCCCCUCUACUUCUCGGGCGAGAUGAUCUUUCCACUGCACUUCGAGACAUACCCUGAGUUGAUCGAACUGCGCGAAGCCGCCGAGAUUCUUGCAAAGUUUGAUGGAUGGCCAGACCUGUAUGAUCAAGAGAAGCUGCGCGAGAACACAGUGCCUGUGUAUGCCGCAGGCUACAUCGACGACAUGUAUGUCGACUACGAGUUCGCCAAGGACACGGCCGCGCUCGUCAAGGCCAAGGUAUACGAGACGAACCAAUUGUACCACUCAGCGCUGCGCGCCAAGACGGAAGAUGUGAUGAGGGAGCUGUUUAAGCUUCGUGACAACCCAAUCGACUAG
Molecule: messenger RNA, 1410 nt
Organism: Colletotrichum orchidophilum
Lineage: Eukaryota; Fungi; Ascomycota; Sordariomycetes; Glomerellales; Glomerellaceae
Exons: 2
Coding region: 1-1410 (469 amino acids)
Biological process (GO): proteolysis
Molecular function (GO): peptidase activity
Source: RefSeq, a predicted model, not a curated record